UAGGAAAUGAGCAGAUACAUUUAGAAGUUACUGAAGGCAUUAUGAUGUGGUCAAAAAAAUAUUCACAAAAAGAAACGAAGCGAGACUGAAACCAAAAGGAAAAGAUGGAAACACAGAGAGGAAGUGCUUCCCUCUCCGAUGGUGUUGAAAUACUUAGUCCCCGCCCUGCAUCUCUGCCAGAACUUCGAGUGGUUUUACUAGGCCGCAAAGGAGCUGGAAAGAGCUCUGCUGGAAAUACCAUUCUCUGCCUGCCGGGCGGGUUCGAGACCGGAAAACCAACUGAGGAGUGCGUUAAGAGACGUGCUGAAGUAGCAGGAAAACGUAUUACUGUCGUGGACACGCCCGGUUGGGAAUGGUACUAUCCGGUGAACGGCACUCCAGGAUGGGUAAGACGAGAGACCAUGCGAAGCAUGUCUUUAUGUCCACCUGGACCUCACGCCAUCCUCCUAGUGGUCCGAUCCUGUACCUCGGUGACAGCGGAAUACCAUCGGCAAAUAGAGGAGCACCUGGAACUGUUGGGCAAGAAGGUGUGGGAGCAAACAUUUGUGCUGUUCACACGAGGAGAUGAAAUGGGCUCGAUUUCCAUCGAGGAGAGGAUUAAAAACGGUGGCAGGGACUUCCAAAGUCUUCUGAAAAGGUGUGGAAAUAGGUUCCACGUUCUGGAAAACAAACGGCGUGGUGAGGAUGGGACUCAAGUGAAGGAACUGAUGAGGAAGAUUGACAAACUGGUGGAUGACAGAGGAGGGAGAUAUUAUGAGAUUGACCUUCUACAUCUGGAACUGGAGGAUGAUGGCAAAAGAAGAGCAAGGGAAAGAAGGAAGAAACAGAGAUUGAUGGAGGCGCAAACCCAAAGAGGAAGCAUGAGAUCAGUGCUGAUGAAUGUCAAUCCUCAAGUUGAAGAUCUGGACGAGAAAAAUCUUUUCUCCAGGGGAUCACGGCGUCUCCCGGAGCUGAGACUGGUUCUGAUGGGAGAGAGGGAGACAGGAAAGAGCUCCGCUGGGAAUGCCAUCCUCGGAGGACCGGGAUACUUCAAAUGUGGAGAAGCAACGGAGGAAUGCUUAAGACAGCAGGCAGAAGUUUCAAACAGGCUACUCACGGUGAUAGACGUGCCUGGAUGGGAGGGCGGACCGGAGGGAACGACUCCGGAGAGAGUGAAGCGAGAGAUCGGAUUGAGCGUGACACUCUGCCCUCCCGGACCUCAUGCCAUUCUACUGGCGUUGAGAGUGGAUGCUCUCGUUCAAGCUCCGUCAGUCCGGGACCACCUGGAGCUUCUUGAAGAGACGGUUUGGAGACAUACGCUUCUCCUCUUCACGAGAGGAGACCAACUACGGCAAGGAGUAACCAUCGAGCAGCACAUCCAAGGUGGAGGCAAGGAUCUCCACUGGUUGAUGGAAAAAUGUUCAAAUAGGUUCCACGUCAUUAUCAGCAACCCGUGUUUGCAAGGUCGUAGUUCCUCCGAACAGAUAACUGGACUUCUCGAGAAGAUCGAAAAAAUGGCUGCGGGGAACCGGUGCGAGGCCUUCUCACCGCUCGUCCACGAGAUUCAAGAGCUGGGAAGACAAAAGAACGAGAAAUUCCAGCUGAAGGUCAAGGAGUUCAAUGAGAAGCUUCAACGGCAAGAAGUGGAACUGAAGAAGAUGAAGGAGAGGGAGGUCAAGAGUAUUCGGUGGUUUUUUGAAAGACGUAAAAAAGACAAAGUCCAAUUCCCCGGGAAGACGGAGAGGGAGGAGGCACCAUACAGAGGCGAGGACGACAGAAAGAGCAUGAUGGGCGAGCUUGAGGAGAGGAUGGCGUGGUUGACUGACGACAGGGAACGAGAGAUACAAGAGCUGACCACAGAAAUGAGCAGAGUUAUGGCAUCCCUCCAUCGGGAACAACGAGAAAAAGAGCGAAUGGAAAGGCGGUCAGAAGAACGAGAGAGAGAGAUGGAAGAAUUUAAAGAGAAGGCGGAAGAACUUCAACUAAAACUGCUGGAACUGGAGCAAAAGUGUGUCAUGAAAGGGCAAGAACGAAAAGAGAGAGACACCGAAUUUCAACGUGUUCACCAGAAUGAGCUCGAUGAGAUGAGAAACAAACUAGCAGAUGCGGAAAACAAGCUUGAGGCAACAAGAAGAAAAUCUGAAGAAACUCAGAAAGAAAUGGAGGAAGGGGCCAGAGAGAAACUUCAGGAGGUGGAGAGCAAGCUGAAAGAAAAGGACAAGACGAUCCAGAGUAUCCUAAUAGAAAUUCAGGAGGUCACUUUAAAGGGCGAGAGCAACGAAAGAGAAAAGCAAGAAGAGAUGGACAAACUGAGAGAUGUGAUAGAGAUGAUGACCGAAGAGAUGGAACAGCUUCAGACGUCAUAUCGAGAGCAAGUGAAACUGACGGAAAAGGAGAGAGAAACGCAUGCAAGUGUCAUAGAGAAAUACAACACGCUCGUAGAUAAACUUGAAGGGAAAGAUGAGGAAAUAGUUGUCAUGCGGCGGGAACAAAAACAGACCAAAAAAGAGAAAGAGGAAGAGCUGUGUCGAAAUGAUGCGACGCAAGAAAAACUGCGGCAAAAGCAAAAGGAAAUAAAUACACUGAAACAAAGACUCGCCGAGCAAGAUGAUGAAAUAAAUGCAUUGAGACAAAGCAUCAACGAUAAUCAGAAAGACAUCGAAAAGAUGAAAGACACCAUGCAGAUUAAUAAUAAAGAAAGUAAUUUCAAACUAAAGCAAUUACACAAAGAACUCAAAGUAAAAGAGGACGAAAUACACAAAUUAAAACAAAGAAAAGUGGAGAAGGACAAAGAAAUGCACACACUUCAGCAAACUAUGGUUGACGAGCGGAGUGAGAUAGAAAAGUUGACAGACAUCAUUCAUACAAACAGUCAAGAAAUGACCAAAUUAAGACAAACAGAAAUGGAGAAAGACAGAGAAAUGGACAUAUUGAGACGAAAAAUCUGUGAAAAACAAAAAGACAUAGAAAAGCUGAAAGACAUCAUGCAGGUUAAUGACGAAGAAAGUGCAUCCAAACUAAAACAUUUACAUGAAGAACUCAACAUAAAAGAGGAUGAAAUACUUAUAUUAAAACAAAAAGACACAGAGAAAGAAAACGAAAUCUACAUUUUCAGACAAAACAUCAACGGAAAACAGAGGGACAUAGAAAAGUUAAAAGAUGCCAUUCAGGCAAAUAUGGAGGAAGGCACAGCUCAACUAAAACAUUUACAGGAUGAACUCAAAGUAAAAGUUGAUGAAAUACAUCAAAUAAAACAGAGAGAUCUGGAGAAAGACAGAAAAAUGGACAUGUUGAGAAAAAACACAGACGAAAAACAGAAAGCUAUUAACUACUUAAGAGACAACAUUCAGACAAACGCAGAAAAACAUGCCGCUCAACUACAACAUCUAGAGAAAGAACUUGAAGUAAAGAUGGAGGACCACAGAAGAAAGAACAAGAUGAAAGAAGACGAGCUGAGUCAAAACAAAGAAAAAAUGCGACAAACCGAAGACGAGACUGAGAAGAAAGAGAACAUCAUCAAUUGUUUAAAGCAACAACACACAAACAUUGAACGAAACUUGGAGGAGUUUAAACAGCAAAGCAAAGAUGAUCGCGAAAAAAACAGCAUCUUACAAAACACAAACGCAGAACUGGAAAAGAAAAACCAAGAGCUGAUGUUUAAAUGCGAGCGUCUUGAGAAGGAUUUGCAAACUCUCAAAGAGACGCAGGAUGAGAUGAAAGAGAUGCUUUGUCGCUGCGAGACACAGAAGGAAAAAGACGCUCGAUCUCUAGAGCACAUGAAAGAGCAACAGCGUCAGAUGGAUGAGUUAAAACAAGUGUUAGAAGAGAAACAGAGAGAGAUGAAAGAGAUCACAAUAUCUUAUGAAAAUAAACUGAUGGGACAAAACAAAAAAGACAUCGAAGCGUUGGAGAGAGAACGGCAAAUUCAAAGGAGAGAGGAAGAGGCCAUAAACGCAGAAGAGAAUUUGGCAGAAAGCUGGAAGGAACUAGAACAAAACAAACAUGACUUGGCAAAAAGGGAAGACGGCAUUAACAGAAGAGAAAAAUUGCUUACAGAUGAACGGAAGAAUUUGGAGAAAAAAAUGGAAAACCAGAGUCAGAAGUACAUACGUAUGGCGGCAGAUCUUGAAGGAAUGAAAGAAGAGCUUGAGAAAAGACAACGUGAGCUUAUAGAUACGGAGAAAAAGAUCAAAGUUAGAGAGCAAGAGAUAAAGCAAAAGAAAGAAGAACUAGAUGCAGCUUGGGAGAAAAUGGAGGCCGAGCGAAAGGAGAUGAAAGACAUGAACGAAAAGCACGAGAAACAUCUGGAAAACAUAAAACGACGGCUGGAGGCGAGAGACCAAGAACUAAUAGAAACCGAGACGAAGUUAGUAAAAGAGCGUCAUGAGCUUAAAGAAGAAGAGAAGGCUUUAGGGUUGCUCAAAGUGAGUUUGGAAACGAGAAACAUUGAACUUAACAAACGUGAAACGCAACUAACAGAUGCCCAACAGAUGUGGGAAGUAAAAAUCCAAGAACUUGAAAACAACAAACAUGAGGUAGAAAAAUGGCAAGCAGAGCUGGAAAAUAAAGAACACGAGCUCCUGCAACAAACAAAUGAACUGCAGAAAAGUGAGCAGAGAAACAAAACACUUACAGAGCAAAGUCAAGAUCGAGAGAAAGCAUUGCUUCAGAGCAUUAAAGAGGAAUUGGAAAGGAGGGAGCAAGAGCUAAAAAAUUGUGAAGAAGCGAUUUGUCAAAGAGAGCAUAAACUGAAAAGUGAAGAAAUCCAUUUGGAGAAAAGACAGCAAGCACUGCAAAACAGGGAGGAGCAGAAUGAAAACACAUUGCACAGUCUUGAAAAACAGCAGUAUGAUUUGAAAGACAAAGAGAAGUGUUUGGAUGCCAAAGAAACACAUCUGCGCCACCUCGAAGCAGAGCUCAACAGCCGAGGCCAUGACGUGACCCAGAAAGAGCGAUUCCUGCAGGGCCGAGAAUGCGAACUACAGAACAAAGAAAAUGGUAUUGAAAGCAAAACAGAAAUGCUGGAGCGAAAAGAAAAAGAAUUGGAGGAAAGUAAACAACAGCUGGGGAGCAACGAGAGAGGUUUGAGUGAAGAUUUGCAAAAGAAGCGAGAAGAACUUGAAAAGUGGGAGAAAUAUUUAUAUAACGCAGAGCUCAAAUUGAUACACAAAGAGCCCUUCUCAGAGUAUAGACGGCGGACAAGCGGUUCUGAUUUUGAUGGAAAAGAAGAGGAGAUAGUUGAGGUAGACACUUGUGAAAGAGACGCAACAAACUCAAAAAUCAGGCAUGAGAAUAAGAGACCGGUGAAGACUUGGAACGGCAAUGGGCCGCUGAAAGACAAGCAGCGAGAAAAUUGCGAAAUCCGUGCUGAGAAAGAGUCUUCAGAUGAAGACUUCUUUGAAUCUUCCAUCGUCUUACAAAGUAGCCCGACAUUGGAGUUGAAACUGAUGCUUCUCACGGACACGUGGUCUUCGCGGCACACAGCAAGACACGCAUUACUGGGGCCGGAUGCCGACGGAGGAGACCCUUGGAGAGGAGAGAUAGCCGGCAGGAGACUUACUGUCGUAACUCCAGAAGGUCUGAAAUGGCGAUCUGAGGCCAACAGCGACGUCGCGUUUGAAAAACAUCUCUCUCAAAGUUUGUCCCUGUGUCAUCCAGGCCCACACGCCUUCAUUCUGUUGAUACCUGCUUACGUGUCCUUCACCGCUCAGUACAGACGUGGGGUGGAACGGACCGUGGCGGCACUUGGAGAGGGGGCGUGGCAGCGUGCUAUCGUUCUACUCACCUGGGGGGAGACGAUGGGAGAAAGCGGCCGGCAGCACGUCAGGAGAAACGGGGACCUGGAGUGGCUGGUUAGAAAGUGUGGAAACAGAUGUCACGUGCUUGACAACAGACACCGGGAGACUCACGUUGAAAAGCUGCUUGAGAAAGUCGAGCUGAUGUUGACGGAGAAAAAGGAUUGUUACUACAUUAAGGAAGAGUUUAACUGAACCGUAGCCUACCAUCUGUGAAUAUUUAUAUUUAAUUUAUGAUUUGUUUAAUUUUGUUGGCUUUGAAUUUGAUUGAAUUAUAUGUGAGUGUUCAUCCAA
Triplophysa dalaica is the source of this 6068-nucleotide messenger RNA. RefSeq names its product putative leucine-rich repeat-containing protein DDB_G0290503. The transcript has 3 exons. The record is from RefSeq and is a predicted model, not a curated record. Lineage: Eukaryota; Metazoa; Chordata; Actinopteri; Cypriniformes; Nemacheilidae. The coding region runs from base 105 to 5969 and encodes 1954 amino acids. Gene Ontology annotation, molecular function: GTP binding.